GUCGCUACUGUCGCAGGCGUCUUUUGUUUGCAUCCCUGGUACAAAUAAAAAAGCGGCAUUCACAAAAAUCAAGCUGAACCAACAUGUCGUUUAUGAACCCAGUGGACAUGGUAGAUGAAGAUGCAGCUGACUUACAGUUUCCAAAAGCGAAAACUAACAAACACCAGGUCCUGCGCUCCUCGGUCGAGUUUGCCCGUGCUCACGCUGAUAAGAAAACAAAACAUAUAACGGUAUAUUAUAAUGCCCUCGCAUUUCAUAAUAAGCUCGAGGAAAGAGUUGCCAGAAUCGACAAUAAGGCUCGUAGAAAAGAGCACUCAUCUGGGUCUACUCUGUGUGCAAUAUGUCGUUGUAGCCUCGCAGAGCCCUAUAUCAAGUGUGCCGAGUGCCUGGACAUCUUGGUGUGUCUGCAGUGCUUUUCGAAAGGACGCGAGGUCGUGGGUCAUCGUAACAGCCACGCCUACAUUAUAGUACGGGAUGAUGUUCAAGUAUUUGCUACCGAUUCCAGUUGGACAGCUCGAGAUGAACGUAUACUGUUGCAAGCUCUUCACACCCAUGGCUAUGGCAACUGGGAUGAUAUAGCUAAAUCUCUUCAGCGACGCCACUCAGCGGAGGAGAUACGACGACACUAUCAUGAUUGUUAUUUCGGUGGCAUCUUUGAACGGUUGCUGGGUUUGCAGCAUGUGCGAAAUUGUUACAUGCCAGAGCGUAUGCCAUAUGUGUUCAAAAUGCGAUCCCUGGAGCCGCCUCGACAUGAUGACAUUGCAUCGAUUCAGUUUAAAAUCAAUGCAGGAUACCGAUGCGCCCGUGGCGACUUUGAUACGCCUUACGAUUCCUCAGCCGAAGGUCUCUUGUCAGUAAUGGUCGAACAGCAACGUGCAGACGAUGAUGAUGAGCUUGAAACUGGGUCGCCGGAAAGCCAACUGGUCGAGGAACUGCAGUGUGCACUAGUUCGCGCAUACAACAAUCGUCUGAGAGAGCGUCAACGUCGUUACAAAAUUAUGCGUGACCAUGGCCUUAUCAUGCCCAAUCGUACGGUCAGUUGGAUUACAAAGUAUGUUAGCGCUUUUCGUAGCGAUGCCAGCUGCAUGCGCUUUCUUGCCCUCAUGCAAGUUUGCAAACCUUUCAAGUUUGAUCUGCUGGUGGAGUCGCUACGCCAUUACCGCCAGCUACAAAAUCGACUUCAUUGGCUCCACGAUAUCCGGCAACAUGGCGUGCGCACUCUCUACGGUGGCUCGCUUUAUACGCGCCUCCUCAAACAGCGACAGCAGGCUCAGCGAGAAUAUGCACGCCAACGGCAAAACGAUGCCCAUGACUGGCAACAAUUGGUACACCAUUUCGAAAAUAAUCAGAAUGUAGACCACAUGCCUCAAGGCAGUAGUUCCAAAGUGUAUAUGCUGUGUCCGCGUCGUAAGGCGAGUCCAAUGGAAAUUACGGAUCUUCCCGGUUAUUCCAAGUUAAAUGCUGGAGAGCGCACACUUUGUAGCGUAGCGCGUUUGAUACCACAGGCUUAUUUGGAAUAUAAAAAUCAGCUGAUUGCCGAGCAAGCCAAGCUGGGCCAUCUAAGACUGGGCGAUGCACGGCGACUUAUUAAGAUAGAUGUUAACAAAACGCGCCAGAUUUAUGAUUUCUUGGUGGAAAAUGGCCACAUUCGACCUCCUACUUUUGGCUAAACUUAUAGCAUUACACUCACUUGCGUUUCACUUAAUUCGAGAACGCUGAAACACUGCUCAUAUCGGAGGUGCAUAUGUUACUUGAUCAUCGCAAACGUCAAAAC
Messenger RNA from Drosophila hydei, 1774 nucleotides. Its product is annotated as DNA-directed RNA polymerase II subunit Rpb4. Lineage: Eukaryota; Metazoa; Arthropoda; Insecta; Diptera; Drosophilidae. The transcript has 6 exons. Bases 84 to 1670 code for a protein of 528 amino acids. Gene Ontology annotation, biological process: positive regulation of translational initiation; nuclear-transcribed mRNA catabolic process, deadenylation-dependent decay; chromatin remodeling. The record is from RefSeq and is a predicted model, not a curated record. Gene Ontology annotation, molecular function: zinc ion binding; chromatin binding; nucleotide binding. Gene Ontology annotation, cellular component: RNA polymerase II, core complex; SAGA-type complex; nucleus.